AAAGUUUCAAUCAAUAAAACUAUUCAUCACGUGUUUGAUGAGACAAUAUGAGAUUUAUAUCAAGUGGCUGAUAAACCCUGCUACCUAAAAGCAUUUACUACUGAAUCUACCGUCUGAUCGGUAAAAUCCUUACGGAUUGUUACUGAACUAAACAGAUAUUUGUUCUAUAGUACUGCACAAUAAAAAUCAAUACUUGUUUGUCUGUCCCACGUUGUUUGUUAUUUUAAAGAUAACUGGUAAUAAUAUCGCAUAGUAUCGAUCAUAUGACCUAAGACAUUCUUGAUACUUAUAACAUUCAAAUGUGAUAUGAAACAUUGGAUUUCUCGACAAAGUUUAGGAUUAGGAUUAAUUACUUUUACAAGAGCUGUAUCAAGAAAUAUUCGAUGUUAUUAACGACACUCAUGUAUUUGGUAAUAUAUCAGAAUCGUGUUUCAAUGAAAGGGGAAUGGGAAUAUCUGGAUAUUAUACUUAAACGUGAUUCAGCCGCAGUAGGUGGAUUUGGUUUUAGUAUUGCCGGAGGAAUUGAUAAUCCUAUUACCGACUUGGAUAAUGGGAUUUAUGUCACGAGAAUAGCUCCCAAUGGAUGCGCGGAUCGAGAUGGUAAACUAAGGGUUGAUGAUCAAAUCCUUAGUGUCAAUGACAUCAGUUUAGAGCAUGUUACAAAUAUGGAAGCAGUGAAAACACUAAGACAAGCUGGUAAUCAACUACAUUUAGUUGUAAGACGAUUUGUUGGUAAUACUGGAGUAACAACACCGGAUAGAACAGUUGUACAACAUUCUCCAUCCUUUCGAUCACCAGAAGUUAUGUCUGAUUUAGAAGACAGUGGUUCAACUCCAAUAUGGUACGAAGUCCAACUCCGUAAACCACAUUCAAAUUAUGGCCUCGGAUUCAGUAUUGCUGGUGGUCAAGAUGUUGAAAAUAAUAACUUCCCUUCAACUGGAAUAUUUAUUACACGUAUUAGUCCAGGUGGGUUAGCCGAUUUAGAUGGUCGUAUCAUGCCUGGUGAUCAGUUAAUGCAAGUGAAUGAAAUUGACCUAAGUCAUGCUACUCAUGAAGAAGCUGUUCGAAUACUUCGUAAUGCAGGUGAUAUUGUAAAUUUAGUGCUAACACGUCAACAAGUAGAGAGUUUUGAUGAACCUGGUUCGUUAGAGCAUUCAACAAAUGCUGAAUCAACACGUAAAUAUCAAAUAAGCAGUAAUCGAAAACUUUCAUAACAAAUGCUUAAUAAACACAUGCAUAUCAUAUUUCUUCAAGUAUUUAUUGCACAAUCAUUUCGUUCUACAUCAAGAAAAACUGUUUGUAAAUAAUUACGUACAUGUAUAUCAAACUUUUCAUAUCCUUUUUUAUGAUAGAGUACUGCCUUUCUAAAUAAAAUUAAUGAAAAUCUUUAGAUGACACAAGAUUAUUUUUACCUGGGAUAGAUGUUCAUAUUUGUGUGUCAUCGAAGUUGAAUAAUUUGUUGGAACUCCAUUUUUAUCGUAUUCACUUUAAAGCUGUUCCUUUUGGUGCCAAUAAAAAAUAUGUAUUUGUUAUUAGCUUCAUGAUACAGUUGUUCACUGAAUAA
Molecule: messenger RNA, 1564 nt
Organism: Schistosoma mattheei
Lineage: Eukaryota; Metazoa; Platyhelminthes; Trematoda; Strigeidida; Schistosomatidae
Source: the annotation of a GenBank genome assembly